This is a messenger RNA of Misgurnus anguillicaudatus (oriental weatherfish), 2429 nucleotides long. RefSeq names its product pyridoxal (pyridoxine, vitamin B6) phosphatase (gene pdxp). Gene Ontology annotation, molecular function: phosphatase activity. The record is from RefSeq and is a predicted model, not a curated record. NCBI's taxonomy places the organism in Eukaryota, Metazoa, Chordata, Actinopteri, Cypriniformes, Cobitidae. Gene Ontology annotation, cellular component: cytoplasm; cytosol.
GUCGCUCGCCGUCGCCCGUGUUCCCGCCCCCUCUGCUGUAAUGCAGCAAUGGCAGCGCUGUUGAAACGCUUUACUGCGUUCGGUUUGAGUCUGCGAUCGUUCCGUUAACCGGCUGCAUUCGUUACAGGCGACGCGUUCACUAUCAGCUGUGCGUUGUGAUUUACAAACACACUACGUAUCUCGUGUAGCGAUAGGAGCUCGAGGCAGCAGAAUGGCGGGCGGCAGCAGAGGAUGCGUGACGCUCCGCGGUUCUCAGUUCCAGGAGCUGCUGGACGCAAAGCACAACGUGCUGUUCGACUGCGACGGCGUCAUCUGGAAUGGCGAGACGGCCGUGACCGGCGCUCCGGAGGUGGUGCGUCUGCUCAAGCAGCGCGGUAAACGCGUGUUCUUCGUCACAAACAAUUGCACCAGGCCGCGUGAGAACUACGUGCAGAAGUUCAGCCGUCUGGGCUUCACGGAGGUGGCGGAAGAGGAGAUCUUUAGUUCCGCGUACUGCUCCGCCGCGUACCUGCGCGACGUGGCCAAGGUUCAGGGGAAGGUGUAUGUGAUCGCCUGCAGCGGGGUGAUAAAGGAGCUGCAGGACGCCGGGGUGCCCGUCGUGGAGGAGGUCGGGGAUGAGGAGCCGGGUACCAGCAUCUAUAACUGCCCGCUGGAUCCGGAUGUCAAAGCUGUGCUGGUGGGCUAUGAUGAGAACUUCACCUUCAUGAAGCUGGCAAAAGCCUCCUGCUACCUGAUGAACUCUGAUGUCUUGUUCCUGGCCACUGACCCGGACCCCUGGCACCCGUUGAGGGGAGGCAGAAUCACCCCAGGUUCUGGAAGUCUCACGGCAGCUCUGGAAACGGCUAGCAGCCGGAAGGCCACUGUCAUCGGGAAGCCAAGCCGCUUCAUGUUCGAGUGCAUAGCCAGUCAGUUCGAUCUGGACCCGGCUCGCUCGCUGAUGGUCGGUGACCGUUUAGAGACGGAUAUUCUCUUUGGCAGCAACUGUGGUCUUUCCACCAUGCUCACCCUCACCGGCGUCUCCACCAUGGAGGAGGCACAGAAGUAUAAAGACAGCGAGUCACUCGAGCGCAAGGACUGCGUACCGGAUUAUGUGGUCGAAUCCAUCGCCGAUUUCCUGGAGGCUUUGGAGGAGUAGAGCCGCCGCUCGGGAACACAGAGGGACGUUCAUUGCUGUAUUUCCAGUUUCAAUCCCAAUGCUGUUUCUUAAGAUGUGUACCGUAUGGUUAAGUGUUGAUGUAACCCCAUGAAAUCUCACGUGAAUCUCAUGAAUCUGAUGGCAUGGAUGUAAUUUCUUGUGUGUUUGAGACACAAAAUGCCUCAUCAAACACCAGACGCUCACCUUAAAUGUUUUGGGAAAGUUCUGUACUUUUAGAUCAGUCUGACAACUUCACCCGUUGAGGGUUACACACUACUAGAGUCGAUGUUUUCAGUGCUGGUUAGUCGUUUUAGUUUUACAAUCACACGCUGAUGCUUAACCGGCUGGUUAGUUUCUAAGUAUUUUAUAAACGCUAACAGUUCAGUAUUGGACAAAUUGACAUCCUAACUUUAUAUUUAUGGGUCCAUCCGUAAGUAACUGGUUGCAUUACCCAACAACACAAUUGGUCAGAAGACAAUCAUUUUUCUUUGAUGGUAGUGAUCACUGUUUUAACUUUACAUUGUUAACAUCUCUGUUUGCUGGUGAAAUAACUAGCACUGGUUAUAAGUUAUGAUGCACUGUGCUAGUAAAGUUUAGAGCAGUAUUAUAGUCGAGUCUAAUUCAGUUGUAGACGUUUGAUGGUUUUGGUGCCAAUUUCUAUUUAUUUUUUAAUAAUAUUUAUUAAUUUUAUUUAAUUUAUUUCAUUUGUGGCGUGUGUUUGACCAACUCAUGGAAUUCAAAAUGCAUUUUCACUUGUUAAUUUUGGUUUUCAAAUGCAAAAGUAGUUAAAUGUAUUUGAGAGGUUUUUGUUGUGUUCAUGACAAUAAUAUAACCAUUAAUGCAGUUCAGACGCAAAUGGUUCAGUGGUUAUGCUGUAUAACUUUAGAUCAAACUCAAAGCACAGCGUUUAUGAUCAAUCUCUGUGUGUCAUAUGAAAUAUCAGCAGAAGUCCAGAAACUAAUGUGCCAAAACAACCCACUGAAUGUGAUAUUGCAUGAAUGACAGCUUAAUGGUACAAUACAGCCAAUUGAAUUAUGUGUUAAUUCUAGUUAAAGCUAUUUGAACUGAAGCAUUUUAUUUCAAACUUGAAUCUUGAGUGAUUAGUGUUCAAUCGUUCAUUGUCUUUAGACAUCGUGUUGUCUGAAAAGAUCUAAAAUUCUGCGAGAAUAAUAUUUAAAGAGAUGCCAAACAUUUGUAAAUGCAUAUGAUAUAUGUAUACUGUGAAACGGUCUGACAUCAAGUUCUCUGUGUGGUGUAAAUUCAUUUUUUAAUUAAAAGACGUCUUGUAUCUUGA